UGAGCCAAUUGAGGAAGUUAUUAGAAACUGGGCUCUAAAAACAUAUCAGACGCACCAAGCACUCAACAGUUUAUUGGCUAUUUUGUAUGCACGAACCGAAUUUAACCUACCAAAAGAUGCGCGUACGCUACUUAGAACAAAGCAGUGUGGAAAGGAAAUAGAACCGAUAGCUGGAGGAGAGUUUUGGUAUCCGGGAGUACGAUCGGUUCUCCACAACUAUUUCCGUGAUGUACAACCAACAGUAAAUGAGUUUUCUUUAAAUUUCUUUAUUGAUGGACUACCGUUGCACAAGAGCACCCGAAAACAGUUUUGGCUAAUACUGAUGAGCAUUCACGAAAUGCCAGAAGUUCCUGUGUUGAUGGUUGGCAAUUUUUAUGGGCAAUCUAAACCGAAGAGUUUAGAUGAAUACCUUCGUCCACUCGUGGAGGAGCUCAAUGAGUUGAUAGAUAAUGGUAUAAAAAUAGCCAAAAAGACCAUCAAAAUAAUUAUUAGAGCAUUUAUCGCAGACGCACCUGCACGAGCGUACAUAAAAGGUGUUGCCUAUUUCAAUCAUAAACUGGGAUGCCAGAGAUGUACAGUCGAAGGACAAUUUAAUAAAAAAGCUCGAGUGAUGUAUUUUUCGAAGAUAGACGCACCAAGAAGAACGGAUGAAGAGUUUCGUGGAGAAAAGUAUGGUGACCACCACCGAGAAAGAACACCUCUACUGCAUCUAAAGACAAUCGAUAUCAUUCGAAAUAUUAUUAUCGCGGAUGUAUUGCAUUUGAUAGACUUUGGAAUAUCACGAACAUUAAUCGUCGGAUGGAAAUCAGGAAAGCUAAUAGGGCGCAGUUGGUCAUCGGAAACGCUGAAUUACAUAAAUUCGCUACUUCAAAAGGUGGAAAUUCCGCCUGAAUAUCAUCGCAAAUUCCGUCGAAUUGAAGACACUGGUUUAUGGAAAGCCAUUGAAUAUCACAUGUUUUUACAUUACGCCAGUUUUAUAGUGUUGAAAAAUGUAUUAACUGAAAUGGAAUACAAACAUUAUAUGUUGUAUUUUUGUGCAAUAAGAGCAUUUUCUUCGGAAAUUUACAAACAUUUUUGGCCAGAAGCGGACCGGCUUCUCAAACAGUUUGUUGUAGAGUAUGGUGUCAUUUACGGUGAACACCGUUUGACUAGCAAUGUACAUAGUUUGGUACAUGUUUUCGAAGAUGUGGACAAAUUUGGAGUUCUUAAAAAUAUGUCAUCUUAUCGUUUUGAAGGUACAUUAUUUCAUGUUAAAAAUUCACUUCGAAACGGUCAUCAGGUUUUGGUUCAGGCUGCAAAUAGAAUAUCGGAACAAUCUUCGAAAUCUCGAACGGCAAGAAAUAACUCAUACCCUUAUUUGGAACACGUAAAAAAAGGAGUAGUACUGUAUGUAAAUUAAAAUACCACAUUUUAUCCAACAUCUCAGGCAAAUUGGUUUCUAACAAAAGAUAAUUACAUUGUUCAAUAUUGUAGGGCAACAAAAGAAGGAUCUGUUAUUAACAUUUACGGGAAGGCAUUUGAUAAAAUAAUUAGUCCAGAUAAAUACUGUUCUUCGCCAUUGAUGGAAGACAUUG
Anopheles arabiensis is the source of this 1574-nucleotide messenger RNA. RefSeq lists its product as uncharacterized. The record is from RefSeq and is a predicted model, not a curated record. Bases 323 to 1399 code for a protein of 358 amino acids. Lineage: Eukaryota; Metazoa; Arthropoda; Insecta; Diptera; Culicidae. The transcript has 2 exons.